This is a messenger RNA of Drosophila arizonae, 2911 nucleotides long. RefSeq lists its product as uncharacterized. Gene Ontology annotation, biological process: regulation of transcription by RNA polymerase II. NCBI's taxonomy places the organism in Eukaryota, Metazoa, Arthropoda, Insecta, Diptera, Drosophilidae. The record is from RefSeq and is a predicted model, not a curated record. Gene Ontology annotation, molecular function: DNA-binding transcription factor activity, RNA polymerase II-specific; RNA polymerase II cis-regulatory region sequence-specific DNA binding.
UUUAAAAGAGCAGUCGAUAGCAGCUACUGAUCGCAGCGGUACUUUUUUUUGCGCACUUUUCCUACGCCAUAAAGAGAUGCAGGAACAAAUUGUGAUAAAAAAAGAGGAGCUUGAUAUUGAUGAUACCAAGAUAAAGCUAGAGCUAGAUGAAGAUGCGCCCCAGUUGGAGUUGCCGUGUGCGACCCGCUUUAUUAAAAUCAUCGACGAGAAGCCUAAUAUGAUAACGGUGCCGGUGCAUGACUACAAAUCCGAGGACGAGCUAAAGUUUAUUGAGAGUCUCCGCACGGUCGAUCAGCAGCAAAAGUUAUUUGUGACAUCAUCCUGUGAAAAUGAUGGCGCACUUGCAUGCAACAUUUGCAGUUAUAGGUGUGAAAAUCGUCUGGCGCUGGCCUCGCAUCAGAUCAACCACCAGUUAAAUCGGCAUUUUUGCUACUAUGGCUGUGGAGUUUGGUGUGACAUGUUGGAGGAAAUACUGGAGCAUGAAUUUCGUCAGCAUGCGGACGGUAUAACUGGAUCGAGCUGCAGGAUUUGUCUGUUGGAAUGUAGCGAUGCUGCCAGCUUGGCUAAGCACUUGGGCAGUCACUUUUUUGUUCGCCGCUUUGUUUGCGCGAUAUGUCGCAGGCACUUUGAGACGAAUCCGGGUCUGCAGCUGCAUUGGCAGCACAGCAAGGGGCUAUGCGGGCAAGUGGAGUAUGCAGAUAUGCAUGGUAACGUGGGUCAACUAGUGGCGGUCAAUAGGUUGGACACGAAUUUCGACGUACAAAUCAAAACAGAACCGCUAGAUCCAGCACAGGAGCAAACAGAGCAGGACAUAGAUAUGUCAGAUGUUCUUAUCAAAACAGAACCACAGAUUAAAGAAGAAAUAGAAGAAGAGUCAAAGUCUGACCGUGAGCCCAGCUGGGCAAGUGAUAACAGUCUAGCAGGACAAUUGCGCGGCAAAUUGCGCCUGCCAGCCAUAAAGAAACCUGUCAACGUGGAAACUGCUAAUAAACAAAAUAAAUCUCCCGCCAUACAACUUGUACCAUCGGACCAAUUGAAGCCCGUACAAUUGCCCAUCUCUGAGCCAAAGCUGUUGAAUAAUAUUUUGAAUGCAAGCAAAGGCACCAUAAAUCAACCUAAAGUCGUACAACCCGUAAAGAAUAAGCCUCACAUAGCAGGUAACAUCUUGAAGGUGCUGCCAAGCAACUGUAUGCUGUUCAAAUUGCCUCCAAAUACAAAAAUCGUCAAGAUAUCGCCUACCUCGGGCAGCGUAAACACAAAUAAUUGCUCCACAGGCAGCAAAGUUGUAACACCGCCAAGUGCUCUGUCGAUAAGUUCGGUUUCACAGCCGAUCAAUAGCUUAACCGUUGCAAAGGCACCUAGUGCAGUUGCAUCACAAGCAGCAGGCACACAAAAGCCCACGUUGAAUCGCAAUGCCUAUUUCAAUGCAUUAAGUUUGUUUGAGAGCCUGCCCGAAUCUCGCAAGAUCAUCACUGAGUUCCAGAAUCAAAUACGCAGCAUAGAGCAAACGCUUCCGAUGCCCGGGAGUGUCCUGCAAAUGCCAAAGAAAAACAAUAAACUGGUGGUGCAAACGCAGUUGGAGGUGCUUAAGAUGCCAUUAACCAAGGCGAGCCACUCGAAAGUCCGCCAGUUGCGUUUCACCUAUCCCAAUCAUCGUUUCCAUUGGGAAUGUCCAAAAUGUGCACGCUGUUACGAACUCUAUUUGGCAUUCUGUAACCACUUGACGCAGGUGCAUGGCAUUGCGGAAGCUGAGUUUGAACAGAUGGAGGUGGAAGUAAAAAUGUACAAGAGAUCAAAUGAGUCCAAGACUCCUGCGGAUGCCGCAGCAGCAGAAGAAAAAGUAGUAGCAGCUGUGGAAGCAUGUUCUUCUGCACCAGAAGCAUCAACUCCAGUUGUCGUACCUGCUCCUCCUGGCGCUGUGGCUCCUGUUAACGACUCACCAGCAGUUACAACUGCCGUAUCAUGUCUAAAGCCAGCCGUAGCUUGUCUAAAGCCAGCUUCUGAAGAUUCUUCUUCUCCACCCAACUCUGCUAAGUCAGCACGACCAGGACCCAUUGUUCGCCCCGCUCAGUAUCAAUGCGACGAUUGCGCCAAGUGCUUUACGACAGUGGGCGCCUUGCGAAUUCAUAAGAUGAUACACACCGGCGAGCUGCCGCAUAAAUGUAACUUCUGUGAGAAACGCUUCCGGACGCCCGGCCAGGUACGCGUCCAUCAACGCAGGCACACGGGCGAGAAGCCAUUUAAAUGCAAGGUCUGUUCGCUGGACUUCACGCAUCGCGAGACGCUGAUCUCGCAUCUAUCACGUCACAUUGGUAUGAAGCGCUACAAGUGCUAUGGAUGUGAUAAGAACUUUGUAGUGGUUAGUGGCUUGCGCGCACAUCGUCGGCUACGCCCGGAUACGUGCGGCAAAGUUAAGUUCACAGCUCGUGCACACGGCCCACGUGUGCGUGUAAUACGCGGCGAGGUCGUUUUCGAAUCCCAUCCCGAGCACAAUGGUUAUUUGCGCAGCGAGGAUCCAAUAAAUAUCAUGUCCGAGAUUAAGCAGGCCUCUGUUACUAACGAGACCGAGUCAAGUUAACGCAUUACGAUAUUUCUGUUUCUAUUGAUUUCGCUUUAAUUGUAAUCUAUAUAUUUUGAGCGUUGUAAUUUUUUGUAGCGAAAUCACAAAAAUGUAAUGUUUACCUACCCCAGAUGAGGGUACUAAAAUACUGUCACAUGUCUUGGAUGUGAAGCAAAACCCAUUUUCAAUAAAGUAUUUAUAUACUUCAUCUGCUAGCUCGACAUGUCAGUUUGCAUAUAAGUCUAAUUGUUAAGUUUGUUUACUAUAUUAAGUAAUCUUCGCUGGCAUCUGUUGUGUGUCGGCCGGAUUCACAAUUUGUAUAAAAGAAACUAUAUUUUUUUUAUUAAACUC